Messenger RNA from Ogataea philodendri, 1239 nucleotides. RefSeq lists its product as uncharacterized. Gene Ontology annotation, molecular function: oxidoreductase activity. Gene Ontology annotation, biological process: lipid metabolic process. Bases 1 to 1239 code for a protein of 412 amino acids. The record is from RefSeq and is a predicted model, not a curated record. The transcript has a single exon. NCBI's taxonomy places the organism in Eukaryota, Fungi, Ascomycota, Pichiomycetes, Pichiales, Pichiaceae.
AUGUCCGCUGUUACAACAGGUGUUUCCGUGGAUUCGACCAGAGUGUCGAAAACCAAGAACCUGGGAACUCUCACCGAGAACCCAGAUGUCAAAACUGCUAUCAACACCAACGGAGACGUGUUCACCGCUCCGGACUACAGUUUCAAGCAGAUCCUGGACGCUAUUCCAAAGCACUGCUUUGAAAGAUCCCUUCCUUGGUCUCUGCACUACGUGUUCAGAGAUAUCGCCGCCAUGUUUGUUAUUGGAUACGUUGGAACCACCUAUAUUCCUUACGUGGAAUCUAAAUUUUUGAGAUUUGUCCUUUACAACGUCCAAUCUUUCUGUAUCAGUUUGUUCGGGUUCGGUCUUUGGAUUUUGGCUCACGAGUGUGGCCACGGUGCUUUCAGUAAGUAUCAAAAUGUGAACGAUUUUGUUGGCUGGGUGCUCCACUCCUACGUCGGUGUUCCUUACUUCUCGUGGAAGUACUCCCACGCCAAACACCACCAACAAACUGGUAACAUGCAGAAGGAUACCGUUUUUAUUCCAUGGAAAAAAGAGGAACUGUUGAAGAAUUCUGAGCAUGACGAUAUCUACGAAAUCAUUCACGAUACACCUAUUUAUGCCGUGGUGAAGUUGAUCGGCCAACAAAUUGGCGGCCUUCAACUUUACCUCUCAACAAAUGCUACCGGUCAACCAUACCCUGGUUGGUCCAAGAUUGGCAAGAGUCACUUCAAUCCAUCCUCUCCAUUGUUCACUAACGAGCAAUAUUGGUACAUUCUCAUCUCUGAUCUCGGGCUCGGGCUCGUGGUCUUGGGAGUGUACUUCUGGUACAAGCAGCUUGGUGGGCUUAACAUGGUGGUCAACUGGUUUGUGCCUUACCUGUGGAUCAAUCACUGGCUUGUUUUCGUGACUUUCUUACAACACACCGACCCUACCUUGCCUCACUACGAUGACUCGGAAUGGUCUUUUGCCAAGGGAGCUGCUGCCACCAUCGAUAGAGACUUUGGUUUUAUCGGUCGUCACAUCUUCCACGGUAUUAUCGACACCCACGUGUUGCACCACUACGUUUCCCGCAUUCCAUUCUACAACGCUGAGGAAGCUACCGAUGCCAUCAAGAAGGUUAUGGGUCAACACUACAGAUCCACCGACGAGAACAUGUGGAAGUCGUUGUGGAAAUGUUUGAGAUCCUGUCAAUUUGUUGAUGGAAACAACGGUAUUUAUAUGUAUAGAAACACCAACGGUAUUGGUGUUGCCCCAUAG